AUGACUGUGCUCUUCCCCGUGCAAGUCAUUCUAAUCGGCCUCCAGCUCGCCGCCUCCCCGUUCGUCGCCUCGACCCACGACGCGUUCGCAGCGACCCUAAUCGUCGCCGAGAUGAUCUUCAUCAUCGCCACCAUGGGGUUCAACUUCGUGCAGCUCGAAACGCUCCCUAAGAUCGGUUUCGCGCUGGUCAUCGUCGCCUUCUGCGUCCCCACCCUCCUCGUCUUCUCCUACGAAUCAGCUAACCACCUCCUAGUCUGGAAAGUGCACGGGGCAGCGAAAAGCCUCUGGGCUUUAGACGACGAAGGGGAAGGUGGGGACGGAGCAGAGGGAGCGGCAGGGAAACCCGGAGCAGGGGGAGCGAGCAAUAAACCGAAGCAUGUGAGGGAGGGGGCGGUGGAGGUGUCACCUAGUGACGUGCUUGACUGGUUCCGCCCGCACAUUGCUGCUAUCAUCCUGCUUCCGGGCCGCGAGGAAGAGCGGAGGCUGCUCAUGAAGGUCCGGCGGGCGUACGAAGCCUGCUGCUACCCCCUCAACUCCCCAGCUGCUGCUGCUUCCCUUGCCGUUGGUGGUGCGGAAACCGGCAACGGCCCUGCCGCCUCUGCCUCUUCCUCCUCCACUGCCCUGGUCCCCGCACCGGAAUUCGGAGACACCUCCUGGAUCAAGGACCUGAACAAGUCGCAGCGCUUUGCCGCUCUGCAUCAGAUUGUGCUGGGCGCAGCAGUGGGGAGGCGCCCCGUUGCCCGCGUGCCCUUUGAUGCCCGCGACGUGCCGGCUAUCUGGACCACGUCCGGUGGGGUUGUUAUUGCUGGUAUGGGUGCCGUUCCCACCACUAGCGGCGGUGGUGGCGGGGGGGUGGGAGCGCAGGAGAGCGAGGGGAGGGAUAUUGCUUCUGGGGGAGGGAUGAGUUCGCGGUAUGGGUAUGGCAGCGCGAGCUUUUAUGGCGGAGCGGGCGGCGGGCCGGGCGGCGCAAGCACCCGCGUGCACGACAUUCUGGCGAACUCGCGGUUCAUCAGCAAGGCGAUGCGGGAAAACGCCAAGACAGACCGCCCAGCGCUGGUGCGCUCGAAGAACAUCUCGAUCAAGAAUCUCCGGCCGCCCAAGCCGCCCCAGCCGCUGCCUCAGGACCUGUGGCCGCCGCCCCUGGAGGAGUGCGCCACGUGGGCGCACGUGAUUGGCCGACAGCAGGCGGCUCAGAUGGAGAGAGAUGCUGCAGUGGCGGAGGGGAGGGAGGAGGAGGAAGAGGAGGAAGACGAGGGAGCAAAGGAAGAAAUGGCAGGGGCCCCUGCUGGGUAUGCAAACGGCGGGUCGGAGAAACCGAACGGUGCUGUUAAUGGCGCUGCGAAUGGAGUGGACGUGAACGGAGAGGGCGAGGAGGAUGAGGAGGACGAGGAGAAGGAAGAGGAGGAGGAGGAAGGGGAGUAUCUCGAGGCGUGGUUGGACAGUAUGGGUAUCUCUCUGGCGUUCCAGCAGAGCUUCUCCCAGCUGACUCUGGUGGAGAAGAAGAGGAAGCCCCAGUCUCUGCGCCGCCUGUUGACGUCCGUGAAGCUUCCAGACAUCCUUGGCUGGCUGUCUUCCCCCUUGUGCACCACUGCCGACCGAGCCCUGUUUGUUCGUCUUCUAGCGGCUGUGCGGGCGGCGACAGUGGAGGAUGCGGGCGGCCCGCGUUGGAGCAAGUGUCUCGUGGUGGCGUUUCAGGGCAAGGCCAACACCACCCGCAAAGUGGCAGCUGCAAGCAAGGACUAUCUAGCAGAGGCAUCAGAGCAUACACUGGCAGAGGCAUCGCAGGAGGACUCACCAUAUGGCUACGGUGUCUGA
Molecule: messenger RNA, 1815 nt
Organism: Closterium sp. Naga37s-1
Lineage: Eukaryota; Viridiplantae; Streptophyta; Zygnematophyceae; Desmidiales; Closteriaceae
Source: the annotation of a GenBank genome assembly